UCAUUCGCGAAUGACAUAACACUGUUGGCCAGGCACUGAGUAAGGACCGACAGACGCUGCUCUCUGAUACGUUGCAGAUAAACAAUAGUCAACUAUUGCUGCUAUAUUGAAAACUACAAGUAUGUCUACCUCCCGUAUAGUCAUAUGUUUACUAAGAAACGACUUGCGUCUCCACGACAACGAGCUUUUCCACUGGGCUCAAAGAAAUGCAGAGUACAUUGUCCCACUGUACUGCUUCGACCCUAGACAUUAUGUGGGAACGUACAACUACAACCUACCAAAGACUGGUCCUUUUCGUUUGCGCUUCUUACUGGAGAGUAUCAGGGACCUCAGAAACACAUUGCUCAACAAGGGCAGCAACCUUGUGGUGAGACGGGGUAAGCCAGAGGAGGUAGUUGCCGAACUUCUCAAGCAACUGGACUCUGUCAGCACUGUGGCUUUCCAUGAAGAGGUAACUUCGGAAGAACUUAAUGUCGAGAAACGAGUGAAGGAUGUCUGUGCACAGAUGAAGGUCAAAGUUCACACCUGCUGGGGGUCUACACUGUACCACAGAGAGGAUCUUCCAUUUCACCACAUAUCCAGGCUGCCUGAUGUUUACACUCAGUUCAGGAAAGCAGCGGAGACCCAGAGCAGGGUGAGGCCUCUGUUCCCAACCCCCGAGCAGUUAAAGCCUCUCCCCCAAGGGCUGGAGGAGGGAGCCAUUCCUACAGCAGAGGACCUGGAACAGACAGAGCCUGUAGCUGAUCCUCGCUCAGCCUUUCCCUGCAGUGGUGGUGAAAGUCAAGCUCUGGCCAGACUCAAACACUAUUUCUGGGACACUGAUGCAGUUGCAACUUACAAGGAAACUCGUAAUGGCUUGACUGGUGUGGAUUAUUCCACUAAAUUUGCACCUUGGCUGGCAAUGGGUUGCAUUUCACCCAGGUAUAUUUAUCAUCAGAUCCAACAGUAUGAGAGGGAGCGAACAGCCAAUCAGAGCACAUACUGGGUCAUAUUUGAACUUUUGUGGAGGGAUUACUUUAAGUUUGUAGGUGUCAAGUACGGAAACAGAUUGUUUCAAAUCAAAGGACUUCAGGACAAAUCUGUUCCAUGGAAAAAGGACAUGAAGCUUUUCAAUGCAUGGAAAGAGGGACAAACAGGAGUGCCCUUCGUGGAUGCCAACAUGAGGGAGUUGGCAAUGACGGGCUUUAUGUCCAACAGGGGGCGGCAAAAUGUUGCUAGCUUCCUCAUAAAAGACCUGGGCCUCGAUUGGAGGAUGGGAGCUGAGUGGUUUGAAUACCUUCUGAUUGACCAUGAUGUCUGCAGCAACUAUGGCAACUGGCUAUACAGCGCUGGCAUAGGAAAUGACCCCAGAGAGAACAGGAAGUUCAACAUGAUCAAGCAAGGCCUCGACUACGACAACAAUGGUGACUAUGUGCGGCUGUGGGUGCCUGAGCUGCAGGGGAUCAGGGGAGCUGACGUGCACACGCCCUGGACCCUCAGCACUGCUUCGCUGUCACAUGCUCAUGUGUCCCUUGGUGAGACCUACCCCGCCCCCAUCAUCACGGCGCCCGAAUGGAGCAGACACAUUAACAAGAAACCGAGUGGCACAGGGCCUUCACCAAGAGGAAAGAAAGGCCCAUCUCAGACCCCCAAACAACAUCGGGACAGAGGCAUAGAUUUCUAUUUCUCCAGAAGCAAAAACCUGUGAUUUUCCUUAAAAAAAACACCGAACGUGUGGAUGGAAGCUCCUAUGAUGCAAAUUUGACUGUUUUCUGUAAAAAUCAGUGUUGCGCCACUCUCGUAUUGAUUCAGGGAAGUUGUCUGAUUAGGAUUUGAGGCAAUAUUCGCGCUUUAAUACUUGAAGUUGACUGAUCUCAACAUCAGUUCUUGAGAGUAAUAGCCCUCAUUAAGCGCCUUUUAUUGACUUGUUUCCUCUUAUGCAGCAACAGUGAAAGUCACACUGGGGUUUUCAGUUUUGAUGCAGUGAAUAAGCUGUCUGCUGAUGUUUUUGUGCAAAUUGCUUUUAUUGCAGUCUCCUUCUGUCUGUUUGGAUAUACAGUUCAGAGGUUGCCUAUUUGUGGCUGUUACAAAAUAAAAAUGCCAAAUUGAAUUGUA
Molecule: messenger RNA, 2094 nt
Organism: Perca fluviatilis (European perch)
Lineage: Eukaryota; Metazoa; Chordata; Actinopteri; Perciformes; Percidae
Gene: cry-dash
Product: cryptochrome DASH
Exons: 14
Coding region: 122-1687 (521 amino acids)
Biological process (GO): photoreactive repair
Molecular function (GO): damaged DNA binding; deoxyribodipyrimidine photo-lyase activity; FAD binding
Source: RefSeq, a predicted model, not a curated record